This is a messenger RNA of Camellia sinensis, 1209 nucleotides long. RefSeq names its product protein EXORDIUM-like 2. NCBI's taxonomy places the organism in Eukaryota, Viridiplantae, Streptophyta, Magnoliopsida, Ericales, Theaceae. The record is from RefSeq and is a predicted model, not a curated record.
UCCCUCUCCUCACAAUCCUGUCUCACUCUCUCUCUCUCUCUCUCUCUCUCUCUCUAAAUCAAUUAUACAGAGUCAGAGUUGAAAAACCUUGAAAAUGGGUUUUACUCUCAUACUGUUUCUCUUUCUCACCAUCAUAGUGGAACCUUCAAUCUCAGCUCUGGUGAAGCAACCACCAGUUUUGCUGAACUACCACAACGGGGCUAUCCUCAAAGGAAACAUCACCGUCAAUUUCCUCUGGUACGGCCACUUCACCCCUUCCCAACGCUCCAUAAUCGUCGAUUUCAUCCACUCUCUCUCCUCCUCCUCCACCCCGCCACCGCCCUCCGCUGCGUCCUGGUGGCGCACCACUUCCAAAUACACCUCCGGCGGCGCCUCCUCCUCCCUCCUACUCGUCGGAAACCAAAUCCUCGACCAAAACUACUCCUUCGGCAAGUCCCUCAAGAACGCCCAGCUCGCAGCCCUAGCUUCCAAACUCGGCCGAGUCAACUCAGUUAACUUUGUUCUCACGGCGGCGGACGUCGCUGUUGACGGGUUCUGCAUGAGGUGCGGGACUCACGGGUCAACUCCGGGGAGGACAAAUCGGUUCGUUUACGCCUGGGUUGGGAACUCGGAGACUCAGUGUCCGGGUCAGUGUGCUUGGCCUUUUCACCAACCCGUUUACGGUCCCCAGACCCGGCCCCUGGUGGCUCCGAACGGCGACGUCGGCAUCGACGGCGUGAUCAUCAACCUCGCCACCGUCCUCGCCGGCGCCGUCACCAAUCCCUUCAACAACGGCUACUUUCAGGGCUCAGCCGCAGCGCCGCUGGAGGCGGUUUCUGCUUGCACAGGGGUUUUCGGAUCCGGUGCGUACCCGGGAUACGCGGGUCGGGUACUUGUGGAUCAGACUACGGGGGCGAGCUAUAAUGCGCACGGGGUGAAUGGGAGGAAAUACUUGCUACCGGCUAUGUGGGAUCCACAGACGUCAAUAUGCUCGACGCUUGUUUGAUGUGAGUGAGAGGAAUGAUUCAGCGUGGGCAUGUGUACGCAUGUAAGAAAUGAAAGGAGGUGGGACUUGAUUUGUAGUUUUGUGUGACGUGUAAAUUUGGGUUCCCUUUUUAAAAAAUGCAAAAAAAAAAAAAAAAUGUAAUGACAUGAUAAAAAAAAUAUGAAUAUAAAUAUGGUGUAAAUGUUUUAUAAAGAAAAAUGGAUAAUUAUGUAGGAUUUUGAUAA